AGAUACAACUUUAGGGACCUGCAGAUAUGCUGAGUGCGGCAGAAGGCAUCCUCCUUUCCAUUGCAACUGUUGAAGCUGGGCUGGGAGUUUUAGGGAACACAUUUAUUGCACUGGUAAACUGCAUGGACUGGGCCAAGAACAAUAAGCUUUCUAUGAUUGGCUUCCUUCUCAUCGGCUUAGCAACUUCCAGGAUUUUUAUUGUGUGGCUAUUAACUUUAGAUGCAUAUGCAAAGCUAUUCUAUCCAAGUAAGUAUUUUUCUAGUAGUCUGAUUGAAAUCGUCUCUUAUAUCUGGAUGACUGUGAAUCACCUGACUGUCUGGUUUGCCACCAGCCUAAGCAUCUUCUAUUUCCUAAAGAUAGCAAAUUUUUCCGACUGUAUAUUUCUCUGGUUGAAGAGGAGAACUGAUAAAGCUUUUGUCUUUCUCUUGGGGUGUUUGCUUACUUCAUGGGUAAUCUCCUUUUUAUUUGUUGUGAAGCUGAUGAAGGACGGUAAAGUGAAUCAUAGAAACAGGACCUCGGAGAUGUACUGGGAGAAAAGGCAAUUCACUAUUAACUACGUUUUCAUCAAUAUUGGAGUCAUUUCUCUCUUUAUGAUGACCUUAACUGCAUGUUUCUUGUUAAUUAUUUCACUUUGGAGACACAGCAGGCAGAUGCAGUCUGGUGUUUCAGGAUUCAGAGACCUCAACACAGAAGCUCAUGUGAAAGCCAUAAAAUUUUUAAUUUCAUUUAUCAUCCUUUUCAUCUUGUAUUUUAUAGGUGUUUCUAUAGAAAUUAUCUGCACAUUUAUCCCAGAAAACAAACUGCUAUUUAUUUUUGGUUUCACAACUGCAUCCAUAUAUCCCUGCUGUCACUCAUUUAUUCUAAUUCUAACUAACAGUCAGCUGAAGAAAGCCUUUGUAAAGGUACUGCAAGGAUUAAAGUUCUCUGAGAAAAGAAAAGUUCUCAGGGCCACAUGA
Messenger RNA from Mus caroli (Ryukyu mouse), 956 nucleotides. Its product is annotated as taste receptor type 2 member 105. NCBI's taxonomy places the organism in Eukaryota, Metazoa, Chordata, Mammalia, Rodentia, Muridae. The record is from RefSeq and is a predicted model, not a curated record. Gene Ontology annotation, biological process: G protein-coupled receptor signaling pathway; sensory perception of taste. Gene Ontology annotation, molecular function: G protein-coupled receptor activity; bitter taste receptor activity. Gene Ontology annotation, cellular component: membrane.